Juglans regia (Persian walnut) is the source of this 2244-nucleotide messenger RNA. Its product is annotated as protein S-acyltransferase 21-like. Lineage: Eukaryota; Viridiplantae; Streptophyta; Magnoliopsida; Fagales; Juglandaceae. Gene Ontology annotation, molecular function: protein-cysteine S-palmitoyltransferase activity. Gene Ontology annotation, biological process: protein targeting to membrane; peptidyl-L-cysteine S-palmitoylation. The record is from RefSeq and is a predicted model, not a curated record. The transcript is spliced from 10 exons. Gene Ontology annotation, cellular component: endoplasmic reticulum; Golgi apparatus. Bases 184 to 2121 code for a protein of 645 amino acids.
UCGAGUUCUUCAUCGUUUUCACUGGUAAAAGAAAAGAACUCCAAGAAUGGACCAGUACUUAACUGGUGAGUCGUGACUCUGACAUUUUGAGUUGGAUUGAAGUUCCGGGGCUCGAUUAGGUUGAGGUGGUUCGUUUUGCUUCAAUUUGCGCUUUCUUGAAGAGUUUGGACUGAGUUUUUGGCCAUGGCUCGGCAUCAUGGAUGGCAACUUCCAGCCCACACCUUUCAGGUUGUGGCUAUAACAGUUUUUUUCUUGCUAUCAGUCGCAUAUUAUGCCUUUUUUGCCCCGUUUCUUGGAACGGAAAUAUAUGAAUAUGUAGCUAUUGACGUUUACUCUGUCUUGGCACUCUCUGUAUUUAUUCUUUAUGUUCGAUGCACGGCUAUUGACCCCGCUGAUCCUGGAAUUCUGCUUGAUGCUGACAAGACAUAUGCCUAUAAAUCUGCCAAUGACAGGGAUCUGCAUGGGAAUGCAUCUUCUAUUGAAGAAUCUGGCAAGAUAGGAUUAAAGGAUGGAGAGAAAUCUGAUAGUCAUGGUUCAGGUUGCCAUUCAAAAGUUGGACAUUUCUUUUGUGGUUUUCUUAUGAAAGAAGAUUGCUGUAGAGAUGAUUUUCUACAGCAACAAUCUGGAGAUGAGGAUGCUUUAUUUUGCACAUUAUGUAAUGCUGAGGUACGCAAGUUCAGCAAACAUUGUAGAAGUUGUGACAAAUGUGUUGAUGGAUUUGAUCAUCAUUGCCGGUGGUUGAAUAACUGUGUAGGGAGGAAAAAUUAUGUGACGUUCAUUUGCCUCAUGGCUGUGAGUCUCAUUUGGCUUAUUGUUGAAUGUGGGGUUGGCAUUGCUGUAAUUGUCCGAUGCUUUAUUGAUAAAAAGGGUACAGAGAACCAGAUAGCUGAUAAACUUGGAGUUGGAUUCUCCCAGCCCCCUUUUGCUACUGUGGUGGCCUUAUGCACGGUUGUUUCUUUCCUAGCCACUGUGCCUUUGGGAGAACUAUUCUUUUUCCACAUGAUACUGAUUCGAAAGGGUAUUACAACUUAUGAGUAUGUUGUUGCCAUGAGAACCCAAAGUGAACCGCCUGGUCCAUCUCUAGAUGGUGGUGAUCAACAAAGUCUGGCAUCAUCACCAACUGGUUCAUCUGUGACUGCUAUAAGUGGUAGAAGCUCUCUUGGAAUGGACUUGCAAUAUAAAGGUGCUUGGUGUACCCCUCCAAGAAUCUUCAUGGACCAUCAGGAUGAAAUUAUAUCACAUUUGGAGCCAGGACGCCUACCAUCUACAGUGGAUCCAGAUGCAGUACCGUCUGACCUAGAAAAAAAAGUACCCCAGCGUCCAGUCCGAAUCAGUGCAUGGAAACUUGCUAAAUUGGAUUCUAAUGAGGCAAUUAAAGCAGCCACUAAAGCUAGAGCGUCAUCUUCUGUUCUCCGUCCAAUUAGUUCACGACAUCAUCCACAUGAUGCUGAUCGUUUAUCCAGUAGCAAUGUGAGUGGAAGAAGCAGUCCAAUAAGUACUGAUCAAGGGUUUCACAAUAGAUAUCCUAGAGCUAGGACAAUGAGGCUAUCCCUUCCCAAGAGCUCCUAUCCACCAAGUUGCACCAGCAAGGAAGAUAUUGAAACAUGUCAUCAUAGUGUGAAUAAUCUCAGCAGUCCUCAAUUCUCCAACCUCACACCUUCGCCAUUGGAGCAACAAACUGCACACGGAAAUCACUUCAAUCCUAUGUAUCAAUCGUCGGCAGAUCAAUCUCCUUGGUCAUCAAAGCGAAGUGAACAAAACAAAAAUGCAGUUCUUGAGAAUGUAGCACAAAUCCCUAGUAGAAAUAGCUACUUGGGUAUUGCUGAAAACACGAGAUCUUUAGUCUUCUGGGAUCAAGAAGCUGGACGUUUUGUUUCCUCAUCUUCCAGAGGUUUUGGAACCGAGCUUUUGUAUACAGGUCAAUCCAUUUUCUUUAGUGGGCCUGUUGUGAAUGAACAACCUGCCCAAGAAACAAGAGAUGGAAGCUCAGUGGCUGUUGGCAUGAAUCGAGGCUCUACAUCAAGUUAUUAUCAACAGGGUAGGUCACAAAGGGGUGGCCAGCUUCCUGUAUUUGUUCCAAGUGAUUCCAGACAAGACCAGUUCUCUUCUACAUUGCCCUGAGCAAGCCACUGGUUUCUUUUAGCAUAUCUGUAGAUCUAGAGCCUGGAUUUUUUUAGAUUCUUUUCUUUUUCGACUUGAUUUUUCUUUAUAGAUUUUGUGCAGCUCUUGGAUCUUUAUGCUAUA